ACUGUUCUCAAUGGGAAAGAGAACCAUGGUGAAGAGACAGUGCAUGAGGAGAAUCCCAAUUCCUGUGAACUUGAUUAUGGAAGUUACUGCCUCUGGUCUGUUGAACAUAAGGAAGCAAUGAAAGAUGCUAUUGUGAAGAAGCUUAAAGAUCAAUUUUUUAUGGCAAGAGCUCAUUAUCCUAGUGUUGCAAAACUGAAGAACCAGGAAAAGUUUACACGUGAACUGAAGCAAAACAUCCAAGAACAUGAACGCAUGCUCAGUGACGCCAUUGCAGAUGCUGAUCUUCCACCAUUUUUUGAAAAGAAGCUAGAGAAAAUGGAGCGCGCAAUUGAGAGAGCCAAAUCUUGUGAAGUAGGUUGCUCAAAUGUUGAACGGAAACUUAGGCAGCUACUUGAUCUAACUGAAGAUGAAGCUUAUUUCCAUACAAGACAGAGUGCAUUUCUAUAUCAUCUUGGUGUCCAGACUAUGCCGAAAACUCACCAUUGCUUGAACAUGAGACUGACAGUAGAAUAUUUCAAAUCCACAUCAAUUCGCAUGGACCAGUUAAAUAAGAAGAAGCUUGAAAGUCCUACCUUCCAUCACUGCGUAAUAUUUUCCAGGAACGUACUUGCAGCUUCAACCACUAUUAAUUCAACAGUUAUAAACUCCCAGGAUUCUGGCAGCAUUGUUUUCCAUUUGUUCACUGAUGCGCAAAAUUUUUAUGCGAUGAAGCAUUGGUUUGACACAAAUUCAUACUUGGAGGCAACUGUUCAUGUAACUAACAUUGAGGAUCACCAGAAGCUCUCUAAGGAUGUAGAUUCUCUUGAGUUGCAACAAUUAUGGCCUGCAGAGGAAUUCCGUGUCACAAUUCAUAAUCAUUCUGAACCUUCCCACAGGCAGAUGAAAACCGAGUACAUAUCUGUUUUUGGCCAUUCACAUUUCCUCUUGCCUGACCUUCUUCCUAGCUUGAAUAGAGUAGUAGUUCUGGAUGAUGAUUUGAUUGUUCAGAAGGACUUGUCAUUUCUGUGGAACCUCAACAUGGGUGAUAAAGUGAUUGGAGCUGCCCAGUUCUGUGGAGUUAGAUUAGGUCAGCUGAGAGCGUAUAUUGCGGAACAUAGAUUCAACACCAAUGCAUGUUUGUGGUUGUCUGGGCUGAAUAUUAUUGAAUUGGAAAAAUGGAGGAACCGCCGCAUUACUGGUUUGUAUGAUCAGUUACUCCAAAAGUUGCAAAAGAACAGCCUGACAUCACAGCGACUCAAAGCACUCCCUGUAAGUUUACUUGCCUUUCAAGAUCUGAGAUAUCCUUUGGAAGACUCAUGGAUCCAAUCAGGUCUUGGACAUGAUUAUGAAAUUAGUCGCGUCGAUAUAGAAAAGGCUGCUACUCUGCACUACAAUGGUGUCAUGAAACCUUGGCUAGAUUUGGGGAUACACAAUUACAAGAGAUAUUGGAGGAAGUACAUGACUAAUGGGGAGAGAUUCAUGACAGAAUGCAAUAUUCAUUCAUAACAGGGACAUGAUAUGCACCAAACACUGCAUUUGUGGGCAUUUGAGCUACAAACCUCAUGAACUUGCUUAAACAAAGGAAUUACGAUGAGCGGAAAUGGUUAUGAUGAAUCAAAUACCUCUGAUAAGACAAUGCUCCCGCAAAAGGAGGAUAAACUGAAAUGCUUUCUGCAAAAAUCGGCCAAUUUUUGGCAUCUAAGGUGUGAGAAGGACCUUGGAAGAAUGAUGUCUGCGAGAGUACGAGUAGCCUGUCGGCGAGUUCGCCGAUGCUGACCAAGAGCAAGACCUUGGAAGAAUGAUGUUGAAGAGGGCUUGCUGUUUAGUUGUUAGUUGUUACCGGACAUGAUUAAGCAAUAAGCACGAGUUGGACGCAGAUUAGGACAUGUUGGUGCAUGUUUCUCUUUUUUUUAAAUUAGUAAGGAGACCCAUGUUAAUAGGUUAGUCCACUGUAAUAU
This is a messenger RNA of Phragmites australis (common reed), 1937 nucleotides long. Its product is annotated as probable galacturonosyltransferase 7. The transcript has 5 exons. Gene Ontology annotation, molecular function: polygalacturonate 4-alpha-galacturonosyltransferase activity. The coding region runs from base 118 to 1485 and encodes 455 amino acids. The record is from RefSeq and is a predicted model, not a curated record. NCBI's taxonomy places the organism in Eukaryota, Viridiplantae, Streptophyta, Magnoliopsida, Poales, Poaceae.